Messenger RNA from Anopheles maculipalpis, 5233 nucleotides. RefSeq lists its product as uncharacterized. The record is from RefSeq and is a predicted model, not a curated record. Gene Ontology annotation, molecular function: ATP binding; protein kinase activity. The coding region runs from base 26 to 5212 and encodes 1728 amino acids. The transcript has 7 exons. Lineage: Eukaryota; Metazoa; Arthropoda; Insecta; Diptera; Culicidae. Gene Ontology annotation, biological process: mitotic spindle assembly checkpoint signaling; meiotic sister chromatid cohesion, centromeric; protein phosphorylation.
UCUGGGCUAGCGCUGGGGUAAAGAGAUGAAUUCUCACCGUCCGCUAUCGCACGGUCAUCAUCAUGGUGCACCAUUGCAAUCGACAGCAAUGAUCGAGCGUAGCGGCGGUGUUAGCGUUGUGGUGAACCCCCGGUUCGAGGCCGACAAGCAAGCUUGGGAGGAUGCGAUCCGGGGGUACAACGGAAACGAUCCGCUCGAUCUGUGGUUCAAUUACAUCACCUGGUACGAACAGAACAGAUCCUUCGAUCGCACCAAUAAUCUGCGUUCGAUCGUCGAGAAAUGUCUGUUGCUUUAUCAGGACACGGAGGGAUACAAGCAGGAUACGCGUAUGGUAAAAAUAUGGAUGAAAUACACCAACAUGCAACAAUCGCCCGCCAGCUUCUACCAAAUGAUGUACAAGAAAAACAUUGGCACGCAGUGCGCCAGCUUCUACAUUGGUUGGGCCGAAAGUGCCUACAAGCAGGCCGAAUCGAUCUACAAUCUCGGUAUACAGAUGAAGGCACAACCGAUCGAAGAAUUGCACGAAGCGCAACGUAACUAUCGUCUGUACAAUGAAUCGCUUGCGAAAAAACGGUCCGCUAGUACGAUGGUAGAGCAGAGGCAACCAAUCCCAUCGCAAAGUCCACCACAAAAGAGGCUUAAACAGGAAUUGGGGAACUAUCAGCUGCAGACUGGAACGAAUGGUGCUGUCAUUCACCAUGAUGUACCGAAUGGGACGUUUGUCAACCAACAGCAACAACAGCAGCAUCCGUCUCACGCUUACUAUCAUCAACAGAAAGCCUCAGGAAGCUAUUAUUUGCCCGAAAAUGCUGCCAACGGUGGUACUUACUAUACUAGUAAUGGACAGAAAGAACCAUACCAAUCGACCAACUCGUUCGCAUCCACCGAAUCUGGCCCAUCCACCGUACCUGUUACUUCUUCGGCUUCCGCUUCCGCUUUCGCUUCCUCUUCUCAUGCCCAACAAUCAGGGCAGCAUCAGGCGUUAUCCGGCGAAGUAAAUUAUCACGCUGCAGCAUCGAAUGGUGACAGUCUUCAGCAACAGGAACUCCCUCAUCGAACGGAGGCCGAGCCUAGAGAAACCGAAUAUCAACCCACGGAUGAAAGCAUCAUCGAGUGUAAUCUCAACAAUUCUGCGUACGUGAUAUCAUCUUCCCUCAGCUACGUUUACGAUGAUUCCGAUCUUGUGCAGUACCCAGUGGCGGAAGAAAUUCCGCGUCCCGCGCCUGAAGAUGCUACCGAGUCCGUACCGGAUCGGCCGACAAGUCAAGAACCUACUUACGAGAGUGAUGCAAUCCGGCUGCCUCCAAACUUCGCUCGGGAAGCGAAAUCAAACCACGAAACGUGGGACGUUCCAUUGUGCCUGGAGGAACCGUACGAUCCAAACCGGCAGUGCUGCUAUCCAAAGCAUCUCGUGUACCCCGAUUUGCAUGCCGAACGGCCAACGAUGGAAUUUUCGUUGGAGGAAAUCCGCGCACAACGGUGGCUGGAACGAAAGCGGCAGCACGAGAAACAGAAGAAGAUGCAGGAAGAGGAGGAGGAGGCACAAAGACAGGCGAAGGCUGCUCAGUUGGAGAAGGAAAAGCAGAUGCGUCAAAUGCAGCAAAUGAAGUAUCAGCAGCAGCAACAGCAACAACAGCAACGCAUGUAUAAUGCUCAGCAAUAUUCUACAAACGCCUCUGGCCACAUGCCAAUUGGGCAAACGAUGCAAACACAACCGAACAACAGCUACCAUUCGCAGCCACAGCAAAUGCGGCAGGGAUCGAUACAGCAUACGAGUAAUUUCUAUCAUCAGCAGCAGCAACAGCCUUACCAUGGUUACAGCAACGGUUGCUACACAGCAUCCAGCCCUCAGAUGCAACAGUCACAUCAUAGCUACCAGCCAGCGAAUGUGCCAGCUGCGACGGUGAUACAGAACCACCACCAUCAUCAUCAGCAUCAGCAGCAGCAUCUUCUUCACCAUCAGCAGCAACAGACACAUCAUCAUCAUCAUCAGCAGCAGCAUCAUUCGCCAGUGCCAACGAGCCACAUGCAUUCGCCCAAUACUGUUGCAACCCCGUAUGGACAGCAUGGUCAUCAGCAACAUCAUUAUGCUCCGGUGAAUCAUCAUCAUGGGAAUCUUCAUUCGCCACAACCUUACCAUAUUCCGUACGAGAAUUAUAAUCAACAUAAUAGUUAUCCUGCGGGCCACCAGCCUGGACAACAGCCACAACAUCAGCAGCAGCAGGAGGUGACAACACCUCAAAGGACGUAUCAAAGUAUGACAAAUGUGGUAUCCCCGUACGGAUAUGGUAGCCCCGUACAGCAAGAAGCGAUUGCACCUCGUCCAGGAAACGCUCAUUAUGCAAUGGCACCACAAACACCACCAAACCACCAAAUUUAUCCGCAGUCUCCCGGUCAUCAACACACUCACCACGGUCACCACCAUCAGCAGCAGCAUCCGCAGUUAGGUAUGGUGGGUGUGUCACCACAGUCCCAAUCCAAUCGAGGACAUUCAGUACUGCAACAAUCGCCACACCAAGAACAUCCUUAUAAUCACCACCAACAGCAGCAGCAUCCUCAUCAUUCUCAUCAUCAUAGUCAAUACACAACGGCGCAUUACAAUACGAAUGAGCAACAAGACACGAAACUGCAUACAGGAUAUGCUCAGAAUUGUACUCCGGAUUCAGCUAAACUAAAUCCAUCACAGCACAACUACAAGGAGCAUGGUGGACCAGCGGCUAUGACGGAGCCAUCUGAAACACAGCCCCCUGUUAAUGGUGGCACAGCGAGCGGAUCAUACAUAAAUAAUGCUCAAGAAAGACAGGAUCGUGGUGUCGAGCAUCAGGUGCAACAGAACAACAACCAUGGAAAGUACAACAACGCCAACAACAACUGUGAUGAUUUCGAGGAACAAAUCGAAGCGUCCACGAUACGCUUCUCCACCCCGACGGAGAACGGCAUCAGUCGGAAGCAGACGAUCACGAUCAAGUUUAAGAAGGAGAAAACAGGUCUCUCUCUAGCGGUGGAUUCACCUUCAUCGCCAGCAGCAACGGGUACAGUUGGUGAAAGUUCCGGCUCAGCAACCACGGCACUGCUGGAUCAGCAUAAUGAACAGCAACAAGUUCCAGCAUCAGCAUCAUCAGCAGUCCCAGUGGAAGAGAAAUCGAAAAAGCACAAAAAGCACACCCAACAACAGCGAAUGAGCGAAACCGGCAUGGGGAAAUCAUCAUCAUCAGCCAAAGGAAAACACUCCAGAAAGAAGCAAGCUUCGUUGUCGCAAGCACCGGACGAACACCAUAUGGACGAUGCAAAUCUACUGCUUUCGUUCUCACGGCCCGAAAAGGAUGAAGAUUCCUGUCUGUCGGUACAGUCUCAAACGGACGCAUCGUCGGUUGGGUCGAAAAAGAAGAAAAAAUCGAAACGAUCCAAAUCGGGCACUAGCAGCAAGGAGAAGCGACGUCGACAUCGUUACGAUCUGGAUGAGGAUUAUCGGGUGGAGGACGAAGAGGAGGCGGAUGAGGAUCAGGGUGGAGACGGUCGAGCACAAAACGGCGUAAUGCGGCGUGAACGGGUUUUGGAUGAUGAAUACUCGGAGGCAACGGUCGGUGGCUAUGAAGAGGAUGAUGACGGUGUGGAGGAUCAGUACUACGAGGUGGAAGAGGAAGAGGACGAACAGGUGAAUGGAGAGGUGGAGGAGAACGAUGAGGAGGAGGAAGAGGAAGAGGACGACGAUGAGGAAGAGUAUUACGAGGAAGAGGAAACGAGUCGGGAAACGACACAACGACGGCGAACAAUCGGAGGCGAUCGUCGAGCGGCCACAAAGCGCAUCAUUCGACCGGAUGAAGAUGAUUCGUCGUAUCAGUCGAACUCUGAAUUCAAUACGUCCUUUAGCAACAUUUCUUUCGCCGGGGACAAUAGCAACGGGCCGUUCAAUUUCGGUGGCAGCAACUGUUCGACCCCGGCCCGGCGUACACAAACAUCAGGCGGUGUUGGCGGUGGUGGUGCGUUUUCCAAAACGUCCACCCCUGUUGGUUCGUUCCGAUAUCUUCGCAAGCAAGAGACGAACCUUUCCACACUCGGGCAGAACGAUGAUUCGAUGAACUCGACCGUCGUCGAGAGCAGCUUCUUCCAGGCAGGUGAACACGACGAGGAAGGCCGACGCCGCCGGCUGGAGAAAGCACUCGGCACAAUCGAAACACACCUCGGCAGACCGUUUGUGGAUCCGUUCAACAGUGAACUGUGCCGCGCGUUUCUUACCAAGGUUGACUUUCCGUCGCGUAAUCGUGAUCCAGCCGAUAACUAUCACCUGUCGAAUGCGAACCUACCGAAGCUACUGAAGGGCCAGACGGUGAAUCUGGGCGGCACGGGAUACAGUAUCGAGAAGGAGGUAGGGCGCGGUUCGUACGGGUCGGUGUUUCGGGCGAAUAACACGCAAACCAGUGCGGUGGUAGCGAUCAAGUAUCAGAAACCGGCCAACACCUGGGAGCUAUACAUCUGUACGGAGGUGAAAAAACGACUGACUAAUCUUAAGAUGUUGCCCGGUUUCAUGGAUAUAAGUGCGGCGGUGAUUGCGCCUAACGCUAGCGUACUGGUAUCGGAGUUUUCACAGUACGGUUCCUUGCUUGACAUAAACAAUAAAAUUCGUACCGCGGCCACAAGAAAGGUGAUGCAUGAAUCUCUCGUGAUGCACUUCAGCUGCCAGAUACUUUCAAUCGUAGAGCAUCUGCACGCCUGCAACAUCAUACAUGCCGACAUCAAGCCGGACAACUUUCUGCUGAUGAAAAUACCAUCGCGCGAUCUCGAAGAGCCCACACUACGGUUGAUCGACUUUGGUUGUGCCAUCGAUAUGAACUUUUUCGAACCAAAGCGACAAUUUAAAAAGGUCAUUCAAACGGACGGAUUCACUUGCAUCGAAAUGCAGGAAGGACGUCCAUGGUCCUACCAGACCGAUCUGUUUUGUGUGGCGGGCACGAUCCACGUGAUGCUGUUUGGCGAGUACAUGCAGCUGGUAAAGAAGUACGAAAGCGGUUGGGACAUCAAGCAGAAGCUGCCAAGGUAUCUGAAGAAGCACGUCUGGACGGAGGUGUUCCAGAAGUUGCUCAACAUCAAGGACAUUGACCAUAUGCCAAGCCUGCCCGAUCUGCGGCGGCUCAUUUACGAGGAAGCGUACAAGAUGGAUUCCGAGCUAACGACACACAUUCGCUCGCUGUCGAAUCUACUAAAAAGUCGAUAGAGAGAAAGAUAAUGAGAGAGA